CUCCUCCUUCAGCGCUUCCCCAGGCUCCGCUCCGGCCGUGACAGCUGCGAUCAGGCUGUGGCCGUCCCAGCCCGAGCCAUGCACACUGCGCGCCCGGGUGCGCGCCCGGCGCCGGCGCUGGCGCUGCUGCUACUUUGGGCCGGGACCGGGGUGCCUGCCGCCGCCGCGCCCCCAGCCCCGCCGCUCUUCAACGUGAGCCUGGACGCGGCGCCCGAGCUGCGCUGGCUGCCGGUGCUGCAGCACUUCGACCUGGACUUCGUGCGCAGCGCGAUGGCGCACAUCCUCGGGGAUAAGGUCCCCAAGUGGGUCCACGCAGUGAUGCGAGUGGCGGUGGGGGAGCUGGAAGGCUCCCUGCCCCAGCCCUACGCCGAUGAGAUCCGCGGCAUGUGCGACGCCCUGGGCUUCAGCCUGGCGGACUGCAUCCUCAUCAACUUGGCCUACGAGUCCACCGCAUUCUGCACCAGUAUUGUGGCUCAAGACUCCAAAGGCCACAUUUACCAUGGCCGGAAUCUGGAUUAUCCAUUUGGGGAUUUCUUACGCAAAAUGACUAUGGAUGUACAAUUCUUAAAGAACGGGCAGGUUGCAUUCACUGGAACCACUUUUAUUGGCUAUGUAGGAUUAUGGACUGGUCAAAGUCCUUACAAGUUUACAAUCUCUGGCGACGAACGAGAUAAAGGCUGGUGGUGGGAGAAUGCGAUCGCUGCCUUUUUUCAGAGACACUCUCCGAUCAGCUGGCUUAUCCGCACUACCCUGAGCGAAUCGGAAAACUUCGAAGCAGCUGUUGACAAACUGGCCAAGACUCCGCUUAUUGCCGAUGUGUACUACAUUGUUGGUGGCAUGUCCCCCCGGGAAGGCGUGGUCAUCACGAGGGACAGAAGAGGCCCGGCAGACAUUUGGCCUCUCGAUCCUUUAAAUGGAGCGUGGUUCCGAGUGGAGACAAAUUAUGACCACUGGAAGCCAGCGCCUGCGAGGGAUGACCGAAGAACACCCGCCAUCAAAGCCCUUAAUGCCACGGGCCAGGCCAACCUCAGCCUGGAGGCCCUCUUCCAGGUUUUGUCGGUGUUUCCGGUGUAUAACAACUUCACGGUUUAUACUACAGUAAUGAGCGCUGCCAACCCAGACAAGUACAUGACGAGGGUCAGAAACCUGGGUUAAAAGGAAGUAAGCAGAAGAGUGAACUCACCUGCUAUGAAAGGUGAUUUUUUAAAAAAUGAAUUCUUGAAGAGCUGCACGUUAAAAAA
Messenger RNA from Myotis myotis, 1241 nucleotides. It is a transcript of the gene NAAA, whose product is annotated as N-acylethanolamine acid amidase. Gene Ontology annotation, molecular function: fatty acid amide hydrolase activity. The transcript is spliced from 11 exons. The coding region runs from base 79 to 1155 and encodes 358 amino acids. The record is from RefSeq and is a predicted model, not a curated record. Lineage: Eukaryota; Metazoa; Chordata; Mammalia; Chiroptera; Vespertilionidae. Gene Ontology annotation, biological process: fatty acid metabolic process. Gene Ontology annotation, cellular component: lysosome.